CCCCUGACAGGUAACACGACACACCUUUGAUGAAGAAACUGUUUGCUGUCACUCGUUAUGUUGGGAGCUACAUAACAGACUUGUAGAUGAGAGCAGUGAUGCAUUCUGACAACACUGUUGUUUCCUGUUUGUAGGUGUGAAUAUUCAUGAAUGAAUUCACUAAUGUGUCUAUGAGAUGUGACUUUUGGUCCAAAAUGAGCCUUUUCAUGUUGAGUUUAUUCACAUUUCAUCUGCACCAGGAAACAAGUCAGAACUUGAGCUGAGCUGACUUCACUGCUGAGAGAUGAGGGACAGUCAGAACUGGUCUGACAGCCUGAACUGGUUUUUAUCUUUGACUGAAACUCGAUCAGCUGUUUAUUCUCUGACUGUACAAAACGACACCCAGCAGUGAAUCAAAGAACUUCUGCUGCUUGUUGUCUUUACCAGGAGACAAAUUUAGGAAAGUUCACGUUGUGAUGUCAGACACUCGAGGAGGCGGGGCUUGUGUUGUGGUCCCUGGGUUUGGUUUGUCAGGUUGGUGUUUCUGAUUGGCAGGUGUGUGUCACAAACCUCCUGGUAUCAGAAGUGUGAAUCUUUUAACUGGUGGACCCCCGUCGUCAACAGCAGCAAAGCGUCCUUUUAGUCCUGACCCACAGACUGAAUCCAAAGACUUCCAGAGUGUCUGUGAGGAAGACCUGAGGUUUCUGAUGGGAAACUUUGAACCCUGCAGUCUGGGUUUAACACUCGCCACCGUCUGUCAGUUACUGGAGCCAGGAAACGCUAAUAUGGUUUGUGUUGCUGUGGUGGGACAGGACUAUCAGUCCAAGAUAAGACAGCAGAGAACUUCAGUCAGGGCUUUCAGCUGGAGUUUCUGCUUCACAAGACAAUAAAAAUAUGAUGAACAAAGCAAAUAUGAAGACUUUCUUAUUUCUUUAUCGUCAUGGAGCCACAGGCACUAAACUCAGGAACUGAACUAUAAACCCAAACUUUGUGUUGCACAUUCCUGAUGAUGUUUCCACUGAAUCUGAGGGGCUGAGAUUACAAGUUGGACAGAAAAUCGAUCAAAAAUGUGGAGUCUGAGUGGAUGUAAUGAAGACUUGUAGAGGUGGAAGAGGAGAACAAAAACUCCAGAGUAUCGAAGCCCCAAAGUGGAAGCUCUUUUCUGUUUUAGAACAAAGAUGUGAUGAUGUUUCAGUCAGAUGAAUUCAUGUCCUCAUGUUGACUCCAGUUCCACCCAGUGAUGUUAACUGUGUGAAUGAUGGAGAAGUUGUUGCAGCUACAAGCUUCAUGCUGACCAUCACUGAGGUUCAGACUUUUCCACCACAGGAACUGAAGGCGGUUCUGCUUUGGUUUCCACUGUUCUCUCCUCACGUUGGGGGCGACUUCCUGCAGCUAAAUGUCAGCUCAGCUCAGGAUGUGAUACUGAAUCCAAGUUCAUGUACUCUGAGGGGGAACUGAAUCCAACAGCCACAGCAGGACGUCCACCAGCAGGACAGCAGCAGAAAUCUUGUAACGUGUGAUGGAGACGUUGUUGUCAUGAAUGUUGGAGCUCUGACAGCAUGUUGUUGUGUUUGUGUGAAGGUGUGGGCUCUGCUAUGAAUCAGUGUGAGGAGACAGAGGAGGGAGUCCCUCCCUCUAAAACCACUCUGUGUGGGGAACCUGACAGCCAGACCAAAGCUCAGAGCCCCGAGCAGCAGCAGAGACCAGACUGUCCUGAACCUGAACCUGAACCCAGCUGUGUGUCCAUGAAGAGUGACUGGUCCAUGAUUGCACCAAUAUAUUUUAAAGGACAACUUCCUUCAGAGACUCAUGUGGACCAGCAGACAGCAGACUCUCCUGGACCCAGCUGUGUGUCCAUGAAGAGUGACGGGUCCAUGUUUGAACCUCCUCUUAACUUCAGAGGUGGACACGACUCUGCUGAAGGAAGAGUUCAGCAGCAACAGUCAGAUGUUCUCGGUGGUCAGUCUGUCCAGCAGAAUCCAGCAGACCUGGACUCCAUAUUCAUGCAUCUUGAGGAGAACGUUGUCACUUUUGUGAAGAACGAGCUGAAGAAGUUCCAGAAGCUUCUGAGUCCAGAUUACCCAGAAAGCUUCAAGAGGCAGAGUGAGGAUGAGGAGGUGUUGGAUGGUGAGGAUGAAGAGCAGAGGAGCAGCAGCAGAGACGCAUUUCUGAAGAUCACACUGCACUUCCUGAGGAGAAUGAAGCAGGAGGAACUGGCUGACCGUCUGCACAGCAGAACUGUUGCUCCAGUUUGUCGACGUCAGCUCCAAUCUGAGCUGAAGAAGAAGUGUGAGUGUGUGUUUGAGGGGAUUGCUAAAGCAGGAAACCCGACCCUCCUGAAUCAGAUCUACACAGAGCUCUACAUCACAGAGGGAGGGACUGCAGAGGUCAAUGAAGAACAUGAGGUCAGACAGAUUGAAACAGCAUCCAGGAAAACCACAAGACCAGAAACAACAAUCAGACAAGAAGACAUCUUCAAAGCCUCACCUGGAAGAGAUGGACCAAUCAGAACAGUGAUGACAAAGGGAGUGGCUGGCAUUGGGAAAACAGUCUUAACACAGAAGUUCACUCUGGACUGGGCUGAAGACAAAGCCAACCAGGACGUCCACUUCACAUUUCCAUUCACUUUCAGAGAGCUGAAUGUGCUGAGAGAGAAAAAGUUCAGCUUGGUGGAACUUGUUCAUGACUUCUUCACUGAAACCAAAGAAGCAGGAAUCUGCAGGUUUGAAGAGUUCCAGGUUGUGUUCAUCUUUGACGGUUUGGAUGAGUGUCGACUUCCUCUGGACUUCCACAACAAUGAGAUCCUGACUGAUGUCACAGAGUCCACCUCAGUGGAUGUGCUGCUGACAAACCUCAUCAGGGGGAAUCUGCUUCCCUCUGCUCGCCUCUGGAUAACCACACGACCUGCAGCAGCCAAUCAGAUCCCUCCUGAGUGUGUUGACAUGGUGACAGAGGUCAGAGGGUUCACUGACCCACAGAAGGAGGAGUACUUCAGGAAGAGAUCCAGAGAUGAUCAGCAGGCCAGCAGAAUCAUCUCCCACAUCAAGACAUCACGAAGCCUCCACAUCAUGUGCCACAUCCCAGUCUUCUGCUGGAUCACUGCUACAGUUCUGGAGGAUGUGUUGAAGACCAGAGAGGGAGGAGAGCUGCCCAAGACCCUGACUGAGAUGUACAUCCACUUCCUGGUGGUUCAGUCCAAAGUGAAGAACAUCAAGUAUGAUGGAGGAGAUGGGACAGAUCCACAGUGGAAUCCAGGCAGCAGGAAGAUGAUUGAGUCUCUGGGAAAACUGGCUUUUGAGGAGCUGCAGAAAGGAAACCUGAUCUUCUAUGAAUCAGACCUGACAGACUGUGGCAUCGAUAUCAGAGCAGCCUCAGUGUACUCAGGAGUGUUCACCCAGAUCUUUAAAGAGGAGAGAGGACUGUACCAGGACAAGGUGUUCUGCUUCAUCCAUCUGAGUGUUCAGGAGUUUCUGGCUGCUCUUCAUGUCUACCAGACAUUCAACAAAUCUGGUGUCAAUCUGAUGUCAGGAAAACCGUCAACCUCCAGGUUGUCUCAAGUGAUCAGAAACAAACAGGAACAAACUCAUCUGUACCAGAGUGCUGUGGAUGAGGCCUUAAGGAGUCCAAAUGGACACCUGGACUUGUUCCUCCGCUUCCUCCUGGGACUUUCACUUCAGAAAAAUCAGACUCUCCUACGAGGUCUGAUGAAACACACAGGAAGUGUCUCAAAGACCAAUCAGAAAACAGUCAGGUACAUCAAGAAGAAGAUCAGUAAGAAUCUGUCUCCAGAGAGGAGCAUCAAUCUGUUCCACUGUCUGAAUGAACUGAAUGAUGGUUCUCUGGUGGAGGAGAUCCAACGCUACCUGAGGUCAGGAAGUCUCUCCACAGAUGAACUGUCUCCUGCUCAGUGGUCAGCUCUGGUCUUCAUCUUACUGUCAUCAGAAGAAGAUCUGGACGUGUUUGACCUGAAGAAAUACUCUGCUUCAGAGGAGGCUCUUCUGAGGCUGCUGCCAGUGGUCAAAGCCUCCAACAAAGCUCUGCUGAGUGGCUGUAAUCUGUCAUGGAGAAGCUGUGGAGCUCUGUCCUCAGUUCUCAGCUCCCAGUCCUCUAGUCUGAGAGAGCUGGACCUGAGUAACAACAACCUGCAGGAUUCAGGAGUGAAGCUGCUGUCUGCUGGACUGAAGAGUCCACACUGUCAGCUGGAGAUUCUCAGGUUGUCAGGCUGUAUGAUCACACAGGAAGGCUGUACUUCUCUGGUCUCAGCUCUGAGAUCCAACCCCUCCCAUCUGAGAGAGCUGGACCUGAGCUACAAUCAUCCAGGAGACUCAGGAGUGGAGCUGCUGUCUGCUGGACUGGAGGAUCCACGCUGGAGACUGGACACUCUCAGGGUGGAACAUGGUGGACAGCAGAGGCUGAAACCUGGUGUGAGGAAGUGGGCCUGUGAACUCACAGUGGACACAAACACAGUAAACACAAACCUCAAACUGUCUGACAACAACAGGAAGGUGACAGCAGUGAGAGAGAAGCAGCCUCAUCCUGAUCAUCCAGAGAGGUUUGACUAUUGGAAACAGCUGCUGUGUAGAACUGGUCUGACUGGUCGCUGCUACUGGGAGGUCGAGAGGAGUGGAGGAGUUGAGAUAUCAGUGACUUACAGAGGAAUCAGAAGGAAAGGAAAGACUGAUGACUGUGUGUUUGGAUGGAAUAAUCAGUCCUGGAGUCUGAGGUGUUCUGAUGUUGUUGGUUUCUCUGUCUGUCACAAUAACAGAAGAACAGUCCUCCACUCCUCCUCCUCCUCCUCCUCCUCCUCCUCCUCUGUCUCUCACAGAGUUGCAGUGUAUGUGGACUGUCCUGCUGGCACUCUGUCCUUCUACAGAGUCUCCUCUGACACACUGAUCCACCUCCACACCUUCAACACCACAUUCACUCAACCUCUUUAUGCUGGAUUUGGGUUCUGGUCAUUCGGUUCCUCAGUGUCUCUGUGUUCAGUGUAGGAGGGAGAGUCUCCUCCUGUUAGAGAAACACACACACACACACAGUUUGAAAUAACUUGUAAUCCUUUUUUAACAAAGAGUUAAGAGCUCAACACGCAGCUGCCAGUGGGAGGCUGUAGAGAGAAGGCCUGUGACGGUUCUUGGUUGUGGGUGGGGUUUCUCCCCAGCUUUCACAAAGGAGAGCUUCACUACAGCAUGGCGGCUUUUGCUGGAGCAGAUGGCAGUUGUUACGCUCUCAGCAACUGCCCUGAGUAACUGAUUUUGGUGCCAGUAGUAGUGGCCUUUCUCAAGAACCUUUGCCGUGACUCAGCCACCUCGACUGCUUUUUCUGCCCUGUCCUCACCUCAGUGCCUGCUGAUGACACCUUCUGGUCAUUGGAGUCCCUGUACUGUAGGGCUUCCGUUGUGUGUGUAACCAUAAACUCUUCAGUGGGGCCACUGAAUGUGAGUGGGAGGAUGUUCCUGGGCCUCUGUAUUCCAUGUCUACCACAGGCAAUGGACAGGUCCAACCACAGCACAACCAGGUCACUUCUGUUGUCACAGGCUUCUCUGAUGAGCUGUGUGACUAACCCAUUGUGCUCCAAACAUCUGGGAAACUCCAGGAAUUCCAUCACUUUAAACCAGGGGUCUCCAACGCGUUGCUCGCGAGCUACCAGUAGCUCGUUGCCCCUUUCCAAGUAGCUUGCCAAAGGGCCAAUGAAUCAUACAGAAAUUUGAAAACUUAAUUGACCUUUCACAAAAGCCCCGCCUCCCUUAGUUAUUGUUCCUAGCCCGUCAAGCUUCUUGACGCCGAUGGAGUGUCAACACAGUCUCAAGGACUGUGACUCUUCUCCUCUUCUUGAGGAUGACAAAUUCUGUGUAGCUACUGUCCGACUUCACCAUUUUGCCUGUCGGAGGUCCGCAGCUUCUCGGACCUUGUUGACAUAGUAACGGUUGCUAGGAUGUAUGACUGGACAAUGACCAUUUAGCAAAAGGUCAAUUGGUCCCUCAGCAAAUCUAGUUAAAUUUAUGUCCAAUCAAAACUCACAUUUGUCCCACACCCUUCCAACACAAAAUGAUUAUUUGCCAACUAGCCGUAAAUCAAAAAGUUGCGCUGCUGUCAAUCUUGAUGAGUCAGUGGUGAUGUGAGAUGAGCAGGAGUUUAUGAUGGCGACAGGUGUCCAAACCAACAAUCGGAUUAAAACCUACCAUUUUCACUAAGAGUGGGAGACAGAAUUUUGUUUUACAAAUGUUCAUGACAAGUGUGUGUCUGAUCUGUGGUGCCAGCGUGUUGGUUGGAAGAGGUGUAACGUGGAGCGCCAUUUCACCAAGUCCACGGCAACUUUUCACGGGACUUUCCUGCCGGUAGCAAUCUACGAAAAGACAAGAUAACAGAGCUGAAGACAACGCCACAACGGCAACAGUCUCUGUUCACCAAAUCGGCAAAGAAGGCCAAAUCAGCAACAGAGGCUUUGUUUAAAGUGGCGCACAUUUUAACGAAGCCCAGAAAGCCGUUCACCAAUGGUGGGAUCGUAAAGGAGGCCAUAACCGUGGUGGCUGAAACGUUAUUCAGCGACCAUAAAAGGGAAGUUUUUGAUUCUUGGUUUGUAGAAAUUGUAAGUGAUCCACAAUAACAUUUCAUUUUCAGAUGUCUUGGUGCAUGAAAAUAGUUUUGUGAAGUGUGAUAAAAUGACAUGGACAUAUAUAACAAUAAGUGAAUAAGUAACAAUAUCUGUACUUGUAGUAAUAAUAAUAACGAUAAUAGUAUUUUUGUGACGUUUCAGGAAAAGAAAUCUUAUUGAGUUUGUUCGAAAUGAGCAAUGAGAAUAAAUGUUACAAAA
Messenger RNA from Scatophagus argus, 6789 nucleotides. Its product is annotated as protein NLRC3-like. The transcript has 10 exons. Lineage: Eukaryota; Metazoa; Chordata; Actinopteri; Scatophagidae. Gene Ontology annotation, molecular function: protein binding. The coding region runs from base 1539 to 4970 and encodes 1143 amino acids. The record is from RefSeq and is a predicted model, not a curated record.